This is a messenger RNA of Cetraspora pellucida, 3312 nucleotides long. NCBI's taxonomy places the organism in Eukaryota, Fungi, Glomeromycota, Glomeromycetes, Diversisporales, Gigasporaceae. The record is from the annotation of a GenBank genome assembly.
AUGUUUUCUCUUGACAAACAAAAUGCCGAAAAGCGGGCAUUUGUGGAUAAGGCAAAGUCAGAGCGUGAAAAACGGGAAUUGCAGCGUGUCAAACAAAAACAAGAACAAAAACAUGCUCAAGCUGUCGAUGUAAUACAAACUACAUAUAAAAAGCAUUGUCAGAGAAAGAAAGAUGUAAAACAUCUACGAGAACUAUGGGAUAUCGAUGUCCUAUACACUAAUGACAAGGGAUCAAAUCCAACAUUUUCUAUAUCCUCAACUGAAGUUCUUGGUUUUUCAUACUUGAUGUUUGCUUUCUUCAAUCCGUCUGAUGAUGCAAAAGAUCUGUCAAGAUUUUCGCAUCUUUGCAAGAUGAUUUUAUCAACAACUACUCCUUCAACACCUGCAAAGUCUCAAACACAAAAAACCCUGCAGUCUGUUGCACCAUUUCAUUCUCUACUGCUUAACGAACGAUACAAAGUGUUGAUGUUGAAAAUCAUGAAAAAAAUACUUUGGCAAUGUGUCAUUUGUGUUACUGGUUCUUUGAAUGAAACUAAUGCUUUAAAAUCUUCCAAACCUUUGUAUCUCUCUGGUCCAGAAUUACGAUUACUUAUAUACUUUCUUGAUCCUAAAAAUUAUAUUGCCAAAGGAACAAUUGCUUCUUAUUCUUCCAUGUGGAGUCAGCAACUUGUAAUACUUUAUGAUUAUCUUAUUCAUCAAGGAUUUUACAAGCAAAUUGGUUAUGGAAUGAUGUUGCGUGUAAAUUCCAUCCUUUCUUUUCAAUCAAGGGCUGUAAAAGCUGAAUUAAUGGACAAUGAUAAGAAAUUAUUAAAAUCAACUCAUUUAUGGUUAAUAGCAUGUCUUCGAUGCUGCUUGUUUUCUUUGGAUUUAAAUAAUGAUGUUGACAUGACUUUAAAUAAUUUACAGUCACUCAAAAUGUCUAAAAACAAUUUACAAGAUCGUUCAGUAAAUAACCUAAAUAAUUUUAUUUGUUAUAUAUUGACAAUCCCUUGUUUGAUAUCAUGCUUUGAUGAGAUCUGUUUAGGGAUGUUCAAAACUUAUAAUAUUUUAUCGCGAGCAAUUCACACCAUGUGUAUUCCUGAUAUUGUCGUCAAUAUAUUGCAAAUGAUUACAGGUAAUGACACUAUAUUUCUUGCAGGAAAUAUGGUAGAACUCAUGUCAAGAAUAGAUACACUUUCUCUUCCAAAUAACAAAGUUGAAACAACAUUUCAUAAUUUUAUCGAAUCAAUCAUUUUUCUAUUACAACAUUGUCAAAAAUAUGUUUCUACUAAACAAUCUAACACCCAUUAUCAAUAUCAUCCUGUUUUUACUUGGUAUUCUGGGACAACUGACCCAAACAUUUCGACGUCUCAUUUCAAUAGAUUAAUAAUACAACUGGAAUAUCUAUGGCAAAAACCAUUUUUACUUCGAUCAUUUAAUCACGUCUUGAAUUUUAAAUUCGACUCUCAACUUAAUAAUAAUCUCGACUCUUCCAAAAUACCAUCACAGAAAAAAACAUUAAUCGACAAAAAUUCAAGUUUAACUUCUAAUCAAAUAACUCUUUUGGCCGUUGAAACUCAAGAUAUUUGUCGCCUUUAUCUUAUGCUUUCAAAAUUACUUAUCAUGCAAAAACAUGAUAUCAUGAUGAACUUGAUAUUCCUUCCGCGUCUUGUACCUACCUUAUGGCAAUUUAUGAUGUGUUUAGGCCCUAAAGGACGAAUGAAAAUUUUUUUGUCAGAAACUGUAGUUAAAGAACCUGGAAAGGAACCGUUAAUCGGGAUUUUAGAGUUAUUCUGUGAAAUUUGUGGUAUAUUAUUAUUAACCAUUGAUGAUAAUGAAUUAUAUGAAAUACAAACUUCUUUUUCAAUUGAACAUGAUUUGAGACCUAUGGCCACAUUCUUUAAUAAAAUUUGCUUUGCCCUUCUUAGUAAUUCUUCACCAGAUGGUAAUCCUCCUGCAAUAUUUGAAUCUGCACGAAGGGUGCUUCUCCAAUUGCAUUCACGCGACACUAGGCGCGUAUUUACUGGCCCGGAUCAUACUUGGCUUCUUAUUAAAGAUCCCAAAAAAUCUUUACCAUUAUCUUUAGCAAAUUUUCUCAAAAAAUCCGUAGUUAAUUCCAACAGUUCAAUGGGAACUUCAUUUUUAGAACGUAUUCGUAGUAAUGAUCCUAUUUCCGUAAAAAUUCUCAAUCUAUUACCUCAUACUAUCCCUUUUGAGACCAGACUCGAUAUUUUUCGUGAAUUCUUGCAAACUGAUGAUUUUUACAUCAAUGAUUCGUCGGAUAUUGUAAUAAAAAUUAGACGCGAUCAUGUGUUAGAAGAUGGAUAUAAGCAAUUAGGAAGAUUAACUGCAACGCAGAUUAAAGGCCGAAUUAGAGUUAUGUUUGUAAAUGAAACUGGUAUGGAUGAAAUUGGUGUGGAUCAAGGUGGCCCGUUUAAAGAAUUUAUUACUCAACUUAUGGCUGAAGCUUUCGAUCCAAAAUGCGGCUUCUUUGCUGUUACUCCUGAUGGCUCUCUUUAUCCCAAUCCUCAUAGUACAUCUACAAAAUUACCACUAUAUACUUUUUUGGGUCGAAUGAUUGCAAGAGCAAUGAAAGAAAAAAUCUUAUUAGACUCUCAAUUUGCGGAAUUUUUUUUAAGUAAGAUUUCCGGGCGAGCAGUAUUUUUGGAAGACCUUAUCGGUUGGAAUGAUGAAUUAUGGAAAAAUCUAAUAUUUUUGAAGAGAUAUGAAGGCAAUGUUGAAGAUUUAGGUUUAUUUUUCGUAAUAGAUGAAGAGAUUAAUGGGCAGAUUACGUCGAAAGAGCUUAAAUCAGGUGGUUCACAUAUGACUGUUACAAAUUACAACAAAAUUCAGUAUAUCUACCUUGUGGCAGAUUAUAAAUUGAAUAAACAAAUCAAGGAACAAACGGAAGCAUUUAUCAAUGGUUUUCAAUCAAUGAUACCAAUAAAUCGACUUAGAAUGUUUUCACCACCAGAGUUGCAACGUGUGAUGUCAGGAGAAGACGUUAAUUGGGACAUAGCGGAUUUACGCAAACAUACUAUUUACCAAUCUGGAUAUUUUGAUCAGCAUAAAACUAUCAGAACUCUUUGGUCGAUAUUAGAAGAGUUUGGUUCCAAAGAUAAAAAUGCAUUUUUAAAAUUUGUCACAAGUUGUUCGAGGCCACCGCUUGGCGGGUUUAAGUACUUACAACCACCAUUUACUAUCCGCAUGGUAUCGAUGGAAUAUGAUGAUUCUGACUCACGUCCUGUCCUUGCACCAGUUAAAGCAUUUUUUAGUUUUGGAAAUUCCAAAUCAGCAGCUAAAGGAAGAUUACCUACUAGUUCUACAUGGUAA